AACCCUCGGUCACCACCAGCAGGAUCAGGAUCAUCUGUCACCUCCUCGGCAAUAACAACAACAACAUCAAGUUUAGUGUUAUCUGAAAUCUCUGGGUCCAAAUACAAAGCCUUAAUUGAUGGUAAAGUUGAACUACCUUGUAACAUUUCAUCUUCGACCUCUAAUGAUGCAGUGACCACCAUUUUCUGGUAUAAAGGUGAUACCCAAGGUUCACCCAUUUAUACAGUCGAUGCUCGUAAUUCAAGUUCAAACCUUACAACCGCCAAUAGGUUUACAAGUGAUUAUCUAAAAGGUAGAGUUUCGUUCAACAUUACCGUCCAAUUUGCAUUCCUAAUAAUCAAACCAGUUCGAGAGGAGGAUAAUGGUGCAUAUCGAUGUCGAGUUGACUUUCGUUGGUCAAGAACCAUAAACACAAUCGUUUAUCUUGAAGUUAUCGUUCCAGCUAAAAAGUUGAUUAUAACUGAUGAAACAAACAAUCAAAUGAUUGAUUCACUUGGAGCCUCUUAUGGUGAAGGAACCAGUUUAAAAUUAAAAUGUAUUGCCUAUGGGGGCAAACCAGCUCCUUCUGUCCACUGGUAUCUAGAUGAAAAUUUACUGGACGAUACAUUUACUUCAAAAAUAACGGAAGAUGGCCUAAUCUCAAUCAAUGAGCUGACCAUUCUAAAACUGGGACGAUCUCAUACAAAUAAACUUUUAUCUUGUAAAUCUUUCAAUACUAAUUUAACUCAAUCAAUUAACAAUUCGCUAACUUUAGAUAUUAAUUUAUAUCCUUUAUACGUAAAAAUCAUAUCAAUUAAACGACCAUUAUCAUCAAGUAAAUCAACAGAGCUUCAAUGUGAUUCAAAGGGAUCACGUCCUGGAGCCAAGAUUACCUGGUAUCUAAAUAAUAAACUGGUCACUUCAUCAAGAGAGAUGAAUUCGGAAACCAAUGGAUCAAUUAGUAGCUCAAGUAUAUUAAAACUGGUGCCUUCCCCAUCCGAUAAUGGAGCCUUGUUAUCAUGUAAAGCUGAAAAUCCUCGCCUUUUAAAUAGUUCAAUUAAAGAUGAUUGGAUUCUCAAUAUAUACUAUAAGCCUAAUGUUAAACUUGUCUCAAGAUUAAUAAAUCAUCAAAGUGAGAUUAAAGAGAAUGACGAAAUUAUCUUUGAAUGUAUUAUCGACUCUAAUCCAGGGAUUAAAGAGAUUGGGUGGACAUUCAAUGAAGUACCUCUUAAAGUUGAUGAAAGUAAAGGAAUAAUCAUUGAUAAUACAACACUCGUUAUCAAAGUUGCUGAUAAAAGUCACUCAGGUGAUUAUUCAUGUUACGCUUUCAAUAUUGAAGGUAAAGGAUCCAGUAACAGGGUAACCAUAAAAGUUAAUCAUUCUCCGGUUUGUGUUAAAGAUCAAAAAUCGAUUUAUAUCGUUGGCUUAGGUGAGACUAUUCGAGUUUCCUGUUCCAUUGAAGCUGAGCCCGGUGUUACUGAAAUCAUUUGGAAAAUAAAUGAUACUCAACUUGAGAAAGUUUAUCCCAGCUCAGAAUCUUCAUCAUCCAAACCUUCAUUAUCAUCUCUAUUUUUAAGUGAUCUACUUUACUCACCAAGACGAUUAGAUGAUUAUGGUACUUUGAUAUGUUCUGCUCGUAAUAAAAUCGGAAUCAUUAAUAAUCCAUGUCAAUUUAUCGUAAUGCCUGCAGGUCGCCCUGAGCGUAUGACUGAGUGUCUUGUCAGUAAUCAAACUGGCGAAUCAUUGACAGUCUCAUGUACCCCUGGACAUAAUGGUGGACUCAAUCAAACAUUUUACUUACAAGUUUAUGACUAUCGCAGGGAAAAGCUGCUCUUUAAUUUGACUUCAAUUUAUGCACCAAAUUUUCUUGUCAACGGACUAACGGCUGGAUCAAAUUACAUAUUCGAUGUGUACUCGUCCAAUCCUAGAGGUUCUUCUAAUACAACUACACUUGUUGCUCAAACGCUUCCCAUUCAAAAGCACAAACUUGGAACAGCCGAUAAUUUAACUGAGAAAAAAUUGGAUCCCUAUCUUGUCGUGUUCUCAGCGCUCAUCUUAACAAUUACCUUGGUGGCCAUUAUUAUUAUACUGAUAAUAAGAAUUCGUAAUCAUGAAGAUAAAGUUGACCCUAAAAAGAAGCUUAAAACUAUUGAACCAACUAAAAAGCUCGACAAUCAAGGACCCGAUGUUAUUAAUUCAACUCGUUACAAUAAAUUCACCAUAUCGACUCAAUCCUCUAAUUUACGAGACCCUAAUUUUUCAGUUGGAUCGGUCAGUUCGGAAGAGCCAAACAUCGAUGCAACUACGAAUACAAUAGUUAGUGAUAAUAUUAAAGGUGAACAUUUUGUUCAUCAAAAACAUUACACAAGUAAUAAUAUGAUAAACAAUCACAAAACAAUCAAUUGUAGAUACGAUAAGAAAUUCAAUGAAAAUGCAUUAACGUUCACCUCACUCAAUAAUAUCAACAAUUCAAAUGUUAAAGGUGAAAUUUUAACAGCUAAUUAUCCAAAUGAAUUCAAUGAUAUAACGGUGAUCAAAGGCGAUCAUGUUGAUGAAUCAAUGUCAUUGAACAGUGAUUAUCAAAUAUCUGCCACAGAUGAGGCCAACAAGUGCAUUGUACAAUACAUACCAUUUGACGAAAGUCUUAAUAGAACAUUGGAAGCUAUAUCAAAGUUGAAAUUAGAACCAAAUUAUCCUGCAAAAAGAGCGAUACAAAAGGAAUACUCUGAAAAUGAUGAUGAAUAUACUUUUUCAACGCCUGUUUGAUGAAUUACUAUCACUGUUCAUAAUUACUAUUAUGUUGUGCUCUCGACAGACAAUUUACAUUUUAGCUCAAAUUAACAAUCCAAAGUGCUUGACCCAACGACCAUAUACACAUUUUGUCGAUCAACAACUCAAAAAUUAUACAUUGAUACUGUUUUGACCUAUCAUCAACUAUUAUUUUCAAUUUAUUUUAUAUUAAAAUUAAACAAUUGUAAAGAGAUAGC
Messenger RNA from Panonychus citri (citrus red mite), 2966 nucleotides. RefSeq names its product nephrin-like. Gene Ontology annotation, molecular function: protein binding. The record is from RefSeq and is a predicted model, not a curated record. The transcript is spliced from 13 exons. NCBI's taxonomy places the organism in Eukaryota, Metazoa, Arthropoda, Arachnida, Trombidiformes, Tetranychidae. The annotation marks the transcript as partial.